Molecule: messenger RNA, 467 nt
Organism: Paramecium pentaurelia
Lineage: Eukaryota; Ciliophora; Oligohymenophorea; Peniculida; Parameciidae
Source: the annotation of a GenBank genome assembly
AUGUUAAGUUUUAUAUUACUUUAACUAGUUUAAGCAUAAAUAAGAAAAUAUGAUUGGAUUAACAAUUACUUCGCAUUAUAAUGCACAUGUUUAGAAGAAUGUUGCAUUUACGGAUCAUUUAUUUUAAAAAACGAUAAAGUUAUGAAUACUAAUUUUGUAUAGAUAGAUGCUAAAUUAUAAGGAUCAGGAUGUACUUAAUAUACUGUUGAAAAUGUACUCAUAAUUUAUUUUACAAUAAGGUAAUCUGUACUCUAGAAUCACCUACUGAUGUUCAAACUACAUUGAGUUGUCCACUCUAAGGUUGGGAAUGGUUAGUCUCCAGAGAUAGCAAUACUGGAUCAAUUUAUUGGACUGAUAACAAAAACUGUCAAGGAGUUUGGAAUGUAAUCGAUUUAUCUGCCAAUUAAGUAGUUUAUAUAUUCAGUCCUAUUAUUAUGCUAGGAAUAAUUAUUUAUUAUUAGUUAUGA